ACUCGGCAUCCUGGUUCGUUAGUCUGUUUGUCAUUUGUUCAUCAACUACGUUCCGAUACCCAACCCAUUCAGUCGAAGCUUAGGCACAGCUGCUUUGGUUUACAAUGGUCAGCCGUGCCGGGCAGACUUACAUCGGGAAGAGCUUUAACUUCCGUCAUUCUGGGAGGGUGGUCACUGUACAGGAACUUCUCGGAGAAGGAGGGUUUUCGCUCGUCUUCUUGGUCACCACAGGUGCGAAUCAUCGCUAUGCUUUGAAACGUAUGUGUGUAAACAAUCAACACGAUCUUGAAACAUGUCGAAGAGAGAUUGCUAUUGUGAAGUCAACAUACGGUGGACACAAAAAUGCGGUGACUUUUGUCGACAGCAUGGAAACUGUGUUGAAGGGCGGAAUCUUUGAAGUGCUUCUCUUGAUGGAAUAUUGCAGUGGUGGUCCACUUGUAGAUAUUAUGAAUAAGCAUAUUGACACCAGGCUGACUGAAGACCAUUGUUUGAAGAUAUUCUGUGAUGUGUGCGAGGCAAUAGCCAAACUUCAUUUGAGGAGAAUACCUAUUGUACACAGAGAUCUAAAGGUAGAGAAUGUGUUACUGAGUGGUGAAGGUGAUUAUAAAUUGUGUGAUUUUGGAAGCACAAUAUUGGGGGAAGUGAAACCACUGGUGGAAGGCGUGGGAAAAGUUCAAGAAGAGCUCGACAAAUACACUACUCUUUCAUAUCGUUCACCCGAAAUGGUCGACUUGUAUAGUGGUUUAGCUAUUGGACCUAAAGCUGACAUUUGGGCUCUUGGUUGUCUCUUAUAUAAGCUCUGUUUCUUUACCUGUCCGUUUGGCGAUAGCAUUCUUGGCAUUCAAAGCGGAUCUUUUUCGUUUCCCGAUUCGUCACAAUAUUCAAUGGGCAUGCACUCUCUAAUAGCUUACAUGCUUGAACCAAAUCCGGCUAAACGGCCAAACAUUUGCCAAGUAUCUCAUAUUGCGUUCAAGCUACGUGGUUUGAGUUGUCCUGUACCCAAUGUCUUUAAAAUUCCGUUGCCCGAGAAAUUACCCGGAGUUCCUCAAGAAGUUAAACCAAGACAAAAGAGAGAUAAGACGCCAGUACCUGCCUCAACUAGUGCAACUUCUGAGAGGUCUGUGCCUUCCACGGGAACCCCUCGCCCUCGAGAAAGACCCGUUCCUGCGACUGCAACUUCUCUUACGCCACGAGAGAGACCAAGAGCCGGUGGAAACACCAGUUCUCUCCCUACACCCCAACAGGUUGUGGCACCUUCUAUGCAGAAACCUAUCACCAGAAGUCGCUCUGAGAAUAUCGGAAUGCCACCAUCUUCUCCCUACAUGGGUCAGUCUGUCGUUAAGCCUGUAUUUGCAUCAGCACAGCAUGGUCAUCUCCCGAAUUCCGUAGUUGCACAACCUGCUAUUCGAAAUAACAUUUUUGUCCACAAACAGCACGGUAUGCCUAUGCCACAACCAAGGCUCGAAGUAUCCGGCUCUUCUUCCGCUUUUAUCAAUCAGCAAGGACACGGCAAUUCGUUUCCACAGAGGGUACGUAACAACGCGUAUCCUGUUUCCAAUUGCCUCGCAGAGACAAGUGACCACGAAUUGCCUCCAUUUAGAGUCGAUAAACAGCCGUCUCGUUCGGAGUCGGAUUCUCAGCUUUCUAGUCACUACGCUGUGCCUGAAACAGAUGUCUUUGGUGCAAAGCCAUUCUGUGCUACAGUUCAGAAAAUGGAUGAUGCAGUUGAUUCAUUUGGAUCGGUUCCAUUUGGUGCUAUAGUGUCGACCAAGCAUCUUCCAUCUGGUGAUUCUCUUAGAUCAAUGACUGAUGCUUUUGGCUCUCUACCUUUUACUCCCAACAUCGAUGGAACAAGACCUUACUCAAGCUCUGGCUGUCGUAGCAGUGCUAGUGAAAACGAGAGAGAUGGAAUACGAUCUGUACUUCGUUCGUCAUCUGAGAGUCCUCCGUACUUGUCUGAUAAUGCUGUCGGUGCUCCUCAUGAUCGAUCUGGUUUCUACUUGCCCAUCACCGAUGAGCCGGCCAGGCCAAACACGGCUCCGCAGAGUCCAGUUCACGACAGGACCCUAUCUGGGUUGGAACCAUCUACUUCGCCUGCUUGUGGUGUUCCGAGAGUUGCCUCACUGAUUGCAAUUUCACAUCCAGAGGAACGACUUUCUCGUGAAGCUUCGCCUGUAUAUUCUCCUGAUGGAUUAGGAUCACGAAAUUUAGAUGCCACUACAGAAAGUCAUGCCACGCCUACAGUCGUCCUUACUGAUGACAAAGGGCUGGCGGUUGAUGAGUUCGGUGCUUUUCCCUUUGAGGCAGCAAUAGCCCAGCCGUCUCUCGACCCCUUUGGAUUUGAACCGUUUAACCCAAUAAAGGAGCACGUGCAUCAACGGUUUGGGAGAAGAGAUCGACGUUCUGUUCGUCUGUCUGGAUCUCUAGAAGAUCUGUCAACAGUAAUAGGAAAUCCAGCCGCAAAUAAAGAACUAUCAAGGGGCAAUAUGAGUGCUUUGGUGACACCUGGAGAUCUCAAGAAGGCAAAAUCGCAAGAGGUUCUCGCAGGGACUCCUGUUUGAGUAAAGAAUGAAAUUGAUGUUAUAAUAUUAUAUAAUUUUUGUUGUACAA
Corticium candelabrum is the source of this 2610-nucleotide messenger RNA. RefSeq names its product AP2-associated protein kinase 1-like. Gene Ontology annotation, molecular function: ATP binding; protein kinase activity. The record is from RefSeq and is a predicted model, not a curated record. Gene Ontology annotation, biological process: protein phosphorylation. NCBI's taxonomy places the organism in Eukaryota, Metazoa, Porifera, Homoscleromorpha, Homosclerophorida, Plakinidae. The coding region runs from base 105 to 2561 and encodes 818 amino acids. The transcript is spliced from 11 exons.